AUGAACUCCUCCAUCGCCUCCGCCUCCAUGGCCGAAACCUACUUCCUUGCCUCCAAGGCCCGACAUAAGCUGACCAAGGAGGCCUCUCGACCCGAUCUCCACCUGCGCCAGCUGGUGUCGCACGCCAACCUGGUGGAUCUUCUCAUGGACGAACUGGCCGAGCGACGGGCCAAGGGCAAGGUCAACCACUCCGCCCCUCAGAACAAGAACAUUGUCUCCUCCGACGAGUUGACCCAGGCCAUCAACAUGUCUUCCUCCACCCCAUCGCACAUUAUGGAGGAGGACGAGAGCGACAACGAGUACGAGCAGGUCUCGACUCCCAACUACACCUACCAGGCAUACGAAAGCAUCGAGGAGGUCGAUGAUGACGAAGACGACGAGGAUGAGGAGGUCGAGACCGACUCCGAGUCUGCCUCCACCACCACCUGUUUCUACAACACCACCAACUCUAGUGUUGACGACCUCCAGGCCCCACAACUCUACUACUCCUCUUCCAGCGACGAGGAGGACGAUCUUGAGCAUCACAACACUGUCGCCGAGUCCGACUCCCAGACCCUGCACAAGUCGGGGCCUUUUCAGGUUUCCGAACUUCCCCUUGCAUCCGAGUCUCCCAUCAUUGUCGCAUAA
This is a messenger RNA of Yarrowia lipolytica CLIB122, 627 nucleotides long. RefSeq lists its product as uncharacterized. The record is from RefSeq and is a predicted model, not a curated record. Lineage: Eukaryota; Fungi; Ascomycota; Dipodascomycetes; Dipodascales.